AAACCUCCAUCGAGAAAAUGACCAGGAAAGUGGUGGUGGUGGCCGUCACUGCUGCAACGGUUGCAGCUGCUGUAAUAAUAGGUCGGUGGAUGCGGAGGAAGGAGCGGCGGCGGAAACAGACGCAACGCAUUUUGAGGAAAUUUGCUAGAGAAUGCGCUACGCCGGUUUCGAAGCUGUGGAUGGUGGCGGACGCAAUGGUCGCCGAGAUGACCGCCUCUCUCGCAGCCACCACCGCCUCGGAGAGUCGCGGUUCCCUCAACAUGCUCGUUUCAUUCGCCGGUUCUCUCCCUUCAGGUGAUGAGAAGGGGUUACGUUAUGGAGCUAACUUGCGAGGCAAGGAACUUCUAUUGUUACGUGGAACUUUAGGAGGUAACGAAGAGCCUAUUUCCGAUGUACAUAAGCAGGAGAUUUCAAUCCCUGAGGAUGUUUUGAAUGGUUCUUUCAAGGAGUUGUGCGAUUACAUAUCCUUGGAGCUAGUUAAAUUCAUUGGGAUGAAUCCUGGCGAAGAAACUGAAGACGUUAAGAAUCUAGGGUUUACGUUAACACGCUAUGUCGAGGAGAUUAGGUCAGGUUCAGUCUCGGCGAUACAUAGAAAGAGUUUAGCAGAUGGUGAUGAUGACAAGGUUUUGAAGGAGUUUGUGAAUGAUAUGAAUGAAUCAUUGGAUAGACACGGUCUGAAAAUUCGGAUGAACUUGGCGCUGGUGGAUGACACAAUAGGAAUAUUAGCUGGAGGAAGGUACUAUCACAAGGAUACUGUGGCUGCGGUUACUUUAGGUAUGGGAACCAACGCUGCUUACAUCGAACAAGCUCAAGAGGUUUUGAGAUGGAAAUCAACGAAACCAAACGAGCCACAAGAGAUUGUUAUUAGCACCGAGUGGGGAGAUUUCAGAUCUUGUCAUCUUCCUCUAACUGAAUUUGAUGCUGCUCUUGAUGCGGAAAGCUUGAAUCCAGGAAGCCACGUAUUUGAGAAGAUGGCGUCUGGAGGAUACUUAGGGGAGAUAGUGAGAAGAGUGUUGCUAAGAAUGUCCGUAGAAUCUGCUCUAUUUGGAGAUAUAGUGCCUCCAAAACUCAAAACUCCUUACAUCUUAGGGUCGCCGGAUAUGGCUGCCAUGCAUCAAGAUAUAUCUGAAGACCGAGACAUCGUAAACAAAAAGGUCAAGGAAGUUUUCGGGAUCAUGGACUCAACUCUUGCGGCGAGGGAAGUAGUGGUUGAAGUGUGCGAUGUAGUAGCGGAAAGAGCGGCUCGUGUGGCAGGAGCAGGAAUAGUUGGGAUGAUAAAGAAGCUGGGAAGGUUAGAGAAGAAGAUGAGCAUUGUAAUAGUUGAAGGAGGACUUUAUGAUCAUUACAGGGUCUUUAGAAACUAUCUUCAUAGCAGUGUUUGGGAAAUGCUUGGCGACGAGUUAUCAGAUCAUGUCGUCAUCGAACAUUCGCACGGUGGAUCUGGCGCCGGAGCUCUUUUCUUUGCCGCUUGCGAUAACGUUAAAAUCUAGAUGUGAAACGAAAAAUGACAAUCAGGGCGAAUAUCAUUGUUUAUUUAA
Brassica oleracea var. oleracea is the source of this 1538-nucleotide messenger RNA. Its product is annotated as probable hexokinase-like 2 protein. The transcript has 8 exons. Gene Ontology annotation, biological process: intracellular glucose homeostasis; glucose 6-phosphate metabolic process; glycolytic process. Bases 18 to 1490 code for a protein of 490 amino acids. The record is from RefSeq and is a predicted model, not a curated record. Gene Ontology annotation, molecular function: fructokinase activity; mannokinase activity; ATP binding. Lineage: Eukaryota; Viridiplantae; Streptophyta; Magnoliopsida; Brassicales; Brassicaceae. Gene Ontology annotation, cellular component: cytosol; mitochondrion.